Pungitius pungitius (ninespine stickleback) is the source of this 4408-nucleotide messenger RNA. It is a transcript of the gene camk2a, whose product is annotated as calcium/calmodulin-dependent protein kinase II alpha. Lineage: Eukaryota; Metazoa; Chordata; Actinopteri; Perciformes; Gasterosteidae. The coding region runs from base 308 to 1741 and encodes 477 amino acids. Gene Ontology annotation, biological process: protein phosphorylation. The record is from RefSeq and is a predicted model, not a curated record. The transcript is spliced from 18 exons. Gene Ontology annotation, molecular function: ATP binding; calcium/calmodulin-dependent protein kinase activity; calmodulin binding.
GGCCUGGCCUGUGAUUGGCUGAUGGGGGCGAGUGGGCGGGCUUGGUGCGGGUCUCUCUUCCACAGAUAUCAGCACUGAGAGAAAGAGACGCAGCUCUCAUCACUGCUCUCUCUCCUUCCUUCUAUCUUCUUCUUGUUCUUCCUCACCCUCCUCCUCAUCUUCUCCAGAACGGAAACUCUUCUUCUCCCCCCCCUUUAAGAAAACAGACGGGUAGGUCUAACUCCUGGCCUUUAUCCUCAUCAUCUUCACCGUCCUCGGAGAAAGAAGGACAGGGAGCUCCCUGACCCCUUGCCCCCCCCGGGUCACCAUGGCAACGGUCAUCUGCACUCGGUUCACCGAGGAGUUUCAGAUGUAUGAAGAGUUGGGAAAAGGAGCGUUUUCUGUGGUGCGCCGCUGCGUGAAGGUUCUGUCGGGUCAGGAGUACGCUGCCAAGAUCAUCAACACCAAAAAACUCUCUGCCAGAGAUCAUCAGAAACUGGACCGCGAAGCUCGCAUCUGUCGAUUACUGAAGCACCCAAACAUCGUGCGGCUCCAUGACAGUAUUUCAGAGGAGCUUCAUCAUUACCUCAUCUUUGACCUGGUAACGGGCGGGGAGCUGUUUGAAGAUAUUGUAGCCAGAGAAUAUUACAGUGAAGCUGACGCCAGUCACUGUAUCCAGCAGAUUUUGGAGGCGGUGCUACAUUGUCACCAAAUGGGCGUUGUCCACAGAGACCUGAAGCCUGAGAACCUGCUGCUGGCCUCAAAGUCUAAAGGGGCGGCGGUGAAACUGGCAGAUUUCGGCCUCGCCAUCGAGGUGGAGGGAGACCAGCAGGCCUGGUUUGGCUUUGCAGGGACACCUGGUUACCUGUCCCCGGAGGUUUUGAGGAAAGACCCUUAUGGCAAAGCUGUCGACCUUUGGGCCUGUGGUGUGAUUCUCUACAUCUUAUUGGUUGGUUAUCCUCCAUUUUGGGAUGAAGAUCAACAUCGUCUCUACCAGCAAAUCAAAGCUGGAGCUUAUGAUUUCCCUUCUCCUGAGUGGGACACGGUGACUCCUGAAGCUAAAGACCUCAUUAAUAAGAUGUUAACCAUCAACCCGUCUAAAAGGAUCACAGCAGCCGAGGCUCUCAAGCACCCCUGGAUCUCUCACCGCUCUACCGUGGCCUCCUGUAUGCACCGGCAGGAGACCGUUGAGUGUCUGAAGAAGUUCAACGCCAGGAGGAAACUCAAGGGAGCUAUCCUCACCACCAUGUUGGCCACCAGGAAUUUCUCCGGAGGCAAGAGCGGCAACAAGAAGGCCGACGGCGUCAAGGAAUCAUCUGAGAGCACAAACACCACCAUUGAGGAUGAAGACACUAGAGUGAGGAAACAGGACAUCAUUAAAGUGACGGAGCAGCUCAUCGAGGCAAUCAGCAAUGGAGACUUUGAGAGCUAUACUAAAAUGUGCGACCCGGCUGUCACGGCGUUCGAGCCCGAGGCGCUGGGGAAUCUGGUCGAAGGCCUUGACUUCCACCGCUUUUAUUUUGAAAACUUGUGGUCUAAGAACAGUAAGCCGGUCCACACCACCAUCCUGAACCCCCACAUCCACCUGGUGGGAGAGGAGGCCGCCUGCAUCGCCUACAUCAGAGUGACUCAGUACAUCGACGCCAACGGGACGCCUCGCACCGCCCAAUCAGAGGAGACCCGCGUGUGGCACCGCCGCGACGGCAAGUGGCAGAUCGUCCAUUUCCACCGCUCGGGCUCGCCCUCCACGCUGACCAACUAAACCUCCGGCGUGGGCGGGUCUCUGCACUGUCGCUUUGAUAACUGAUUGAUUGACAGCAAGGCCAGGCUUGCGACACCAGACAGGAAGUUUGAACAAGAGGGGCGGAGCCAGAGAGCAGCAAAAUGCACAAUCAACCAAUCAGCUUCCACCUCACGCCCCCUUGUGACCAGCUGCUCCGAUUGUGAUACUGUGUGAAAACCUCUUAUGUCGUCAGUGGGGAUGAUUGACAGCAUCAACGGCUCCUUCGCGUCUCUUACAAGGCUUUUGAUCACGUGGUUUGUUCUUUUUAUUACAUUUUAAUAACAUAAAGUAUCAAGAUAUUUAUCAGGUUUAUAAGAUCAUGGGACACAUUCAUGUUAUUUUAAUAAUUAUAAUAUUAUAAUCUCAAUUGAAUAACAGUUUUUAGCUAUUAUUUAUUUAAAAAUAAUUGUUAUUCAUUCAUGGAGCCUGGGGGGUAAAAAAUUGAUAAUUAUUCUAAUUCUGCUCGUUAUGUUUCCCUCAUACAGCAUUUAAAGUUUAAAGUUGCUCAGUAAUUCUGUUGAAUGUGAAUGUAAUAAUAAGAUUAUUCAUAUGUAACUAGAGAAUAAGACAGAUUUGAUUGUUUAGAGUCAAAAAGGUUGAAUUCAUGAAGUCGUGACUUGGUGAAACAGAUUAAAUAUAAUAUUUAAUAUGAGUUGAAGAAGUGGAGGAAUCGAGGAUGUUCAUCUCUGCUUCCGGCGCCUUGGAGAGCGCCGCCAGCUUCCUGCUCUCCGAGCCGCCAUCUUCCAGGACCUCGUUAGCCACGAGCCGCGCGCCUCGCUGCCGCUUUCACAUUUUAGAGGAAAAGGCUGUAGGAGGAGGAUGAAAGAGUGUUUUUCAGAGUUCAUGUGUGGUUUGUAAUGCACAAUGGCGCCGACUUUCGAUGGUUAUCGGAACGCUUGGAGCUUGGGAGUAAAACAACUAAACAUACGACGCUUUGACAGCCAAUCAGAAUUAGCGACCCAAUGACCCGUCAUCUGUUGCCGGGAGCAACGUUAAUCCGUCUCAUCGGUACGGAGGCCCAGAGGUGCUAAUAUCAAAAUUCAUACAGAGGAACCAGUUUUAUUAACAAUAAUACAAUAAAAAAGAAACAGACGUGAAAAAAGAGCCAAAUCGACAUAAACAUGAAUCUUAUGAAAAACAUUCAAACAAUCAAUUCUUGGAUUAUAUUGUGUAUGCUGAUGAUGUCUUGUUCUGUUGUUAUUUACAUCCACUGAGGGAAGCAAUAACAGUUCAACCAAAACAUGAAGUGACUUCAUUAAUGAACAUCAGUGUGUUUUUGGUGCAUUUUGGCUCCUCUGAGCUUCCGUACUUCAGGGUUCAAUAACUGAUAUUUCAACAUUUAGUACAAACAAAAGCUGCUUUUAGGAUUUUUAGGUGAAACACGAGGUGUUUGAUUAUUAAUGGAGUUUCAUUCUGUGAUUUUCUGCAUGCGGGACUUUUCCUUUUUGUGUUUUCUUUCCGCUUCGGUCCCUGUUGCUCUUUUUGUUUUUCCAACUUGUUAGCUUUGCUAGCAUUUCUCAUCUGGAGCAAUGGCUUCUGCUAGCUGCGAGCUAACAAGACGUCUUUGAUGUUCUGCGGAUGAUGGCUUGUUGUGUUUGUCUAAGUUGCUUUUGUUCAGAGAAUGUAGAACUUUGUACAAUCAGAUUAUUAGCAGCCUAUUCUAGUUAUUCUUAUUAUUGUGGGUUAAUAUCACGUUUGUAUAUUUGAAAGCUUUCUGACUUUGGACUGUAAGUGUUAUGUUCUCGUGACUCCGUUUCGCAAUGCUGUGAAUGUUUAACGAUGGACAUCUGAUUCUUCACAUUUUAAGGAAAGGGGGACGAUGGAGACACCAAACGCGACUAACUCCACUUUGACCUUUGAAGAAGGUUUUAUUUCUGCAGUGAGCGGAGCACGUUGGUGUCAAUGCUCAGUUAGAAGCACGUUCCCCACACACACCCCACAGUCAGGAAUGCUAAACAUGCUAACAGCGCUAACAAACCCAGGAGAUACCAAACCUUUGAACCUAUUGGCAAAUUAAUAGAUUAACUAGAAUACUUUUUCAUUAUUGUUUUAUUUGAGAUGUUUCAGGACAACAUGAGACAGGUUGACCUCUAUUUUCUCCACUUUAUAAACUCUUAUUUUUAGAGAAGAAGAAGAUUUGAACGUGUCUCAUCUAACGGCAGUAGAAGAAGCGAUUCUAUUGGAGGGCCGAUCGAUCACAUGACGAAUCAUCGUGUAAUAAACAAACCUCAGUAUUUAAUCAUUAGCUUGCAUUACAGUAUUAAUGGAAGUAAGUAUUUGGUAUCAGUCUGACGCUCGCUGGGUUUACGUUUCGAGUGUUUCAAAAUAAAAGCAAAGGUCAAACGGGGUCGUGAUGUUUCCUGUCAGCCAUGUUUCCACCUUCCUUAAUCAAUAACCAAUGAUCAAUAAGCUAAGCUUUUUCUAUGAUGGAUAUUGUGAUGUUCUGUAUUAACUGGACUCCAAUGGUGCAUGCUCAUUGUGUAUAACAGUGUGUGUGUGUGUGUAACAGUGGCUUGUGUGAUUGUGUAACUGUGUGUGAGCGAGAGAGAAAGAGAGAGAAAGUGUUUUUAAUCCUUUAAAGAAGUGUUUCUGCUUCUGUAUCGUGUUCAUAGUGUUUCUGUAAAUAAACAGAAGUGUUUAAAAGCU